This is a messenger RNA of Staurois parvus, 332 nucleotides long. NCBI's taxonomy places the organism in Eukaryota, Metazoa, Chordata, Amphibia, Anura, Ranidae. The record is from the annotation of a GenBank genome assembly.
AUGGGCCCACUGUACGCUCCCUCAUGCUGAUGCCAGGCCCGUAAUCUGCCAUGGGCCCCCGUACCCGACGUCUUCCUCUUGCUGCUGACCAGGCCCGUAUCUGUCAUGGGCCCCUGUACCGCCUCCUAUGCUGCUGCCAGGUCAGAGUGUGUCCAUGGGUCCCCCCUGUACAGCCUCCCAUUGCUGCUGUCUCCAUCGCCACACUCUGCCAUGUGCACUUUCAGGUCUCCUCGCACACUGCUGGUGGGUUCCAUUUUGUCAUUGGGUGCUGUAUGGCCUCCCAUUGCUGCUGUCUCCAUCGCCACACUCUGCCAUGUGCCACUUUCAGGUCU